GGGAGGCGGCUGAGCCCUGAGCCCCCCAACAGGCCCCGCCACCUGCGGGUGCCACCCCGCCCUCCACCUGCUGCCUGCCCCUCAGGGUCCCGCGUUCUCCCUCGCUCCUUCAGCCAUGCCGCUGUGGUUCCUGCUCCUGGGGGUGCUCUCCUGGCCGACAGUCCAAGCCGAAUCUGGCCAGGGUGGCAUCUGCUGGCUUCGCCAGGGCCGUGAGGCUCAGUGCAGCCUGAUCCUGAGGGCAGGUGUGAGCUGGGAGGAGUGCUGCUCUGCGGGUAAUAUAGAUACCGCCUGGUCGAAUUACACUUAUCAGGGUAACAAGAUCAGCCUGCUGGGCUUCCUGGGCCUGGUGACCUGUCACCCCUGCAAAGAGACCUGUGAGGGAGUGGACUGUGGUCCAGGCAAGGUGUGCAAGAUGCACAGCGGACGGCCCCACUGCGCCUGUGCCCCGGACUGCUCAGACCUUCCCAUGCAGCUGCAAGUCUGUGGCUCUGACGGGGUCACCUACAGGGACGAGUGUGAGCUGCGGACAAUCAAGUGUCAGGGGCACCCAGACCUGGGAGUCAUGUACCAAGGGCAUUGCAAAAAGAGCUGCUCCCUCGUGGUGUGCCCAGGGACUCAUACAUGCGUGGUGGACCAAACUGGCAGUGCCCACUGUGUCAUCUGCCGCUCUGCCCCCUGCCCUGUGCCCUCGAGCCCCAACCAGCAGCUUUGUGGGAACAACAAUGUCACCUACGCCUCUUCCUGCCACCUUCGUCAGGCCACCUGCUUUCUGGGCAGAUCCAUUGGCGUCCGGCACUCCGGGAGUUGCACAGUCAGCACCACGUUUGCUGGGCUUUUGGCGGAGGUGGAGGAUAACUCCGUGUGACGUGACGCCGCAGGUCCUGCACAGAGCCAAGGCAACCCUAUUUAUUAUGAAAACGGAGGCAUAUUUAUGGCCCCCCAGACUCCAGCUGUGUUCUCUCUUCUAGACAACUCCCAGAGACCCUUGUUGAGGAGGGGAGAAAUUGGGAGGAUUAUUACAGCCUGACCGGAGCUGCCACGAGCCGCCGGUGG
This is a messenger RNA of Trichosurus vulpecula (common brushtail), 1053 nucleotides long. RefSeq names its product follistatin like 3 (gene FSTL3). Gene Ontology annotation, biological process: multicellular organism development; regulation of BMP signaling pathway; cell differentiation. Lineage: Eukaryota; Metazoa; Chordata; Mammalia; Diprotodontia; Phalangeridae. The record is from RefSeq and is a predicted model, not a curated record. Bases 116 to 865 code for a protein of 249 amino acids. The transcript is spliced from 5 exons. Gene Ontology annotation, molecular function: protein binding; activin binding.